GCGUUUAAAGGGGCCGGGGUUCCAGUUUGGGAUGAUGAUAAAGUUCUGGAGAAGGAUGGUGGUUGUGGCUGUACAACACUGUGAAUGUAGUUAAUGCCGCAGAACCGGACACUAAAAAUGGUUAAAAUGGAAAAUGUUACACUUAUCAGAAUAUGAAACAAGCUGUUAAGUGGCUGAAAGUGAGGUUAGUGUGAAGAGAGGGCCAGGGACAGGAAGAGAGGCUCCUGAGAGGGAAGUGUAGUCAGAAGCCUGACUGCGCACACUGAAAGGCUGGCGGCCCCUCCGUGGCCAGAAGCUGGACCCCCGCCGCCCUCCUUCCCCAGCACAGCCACUCCCUGUAGCAGAUGACAGGUAGUCCUCGGCUGUUCCCUGAGAGCCUGUGGACACCGCUCAAGAUGUCCCCUUUUUGUUGUUGGGGACUGUGUGUGGCUUUUCUCGCCCUGCUCUGCUGCCCAGGAGGAGACUUUUGGGCUGGGCCUUGAAGAUCCCUCAGCAUGGAAAUAGAUGUGCAUCAGAAAGACUAAUCUGGAGGUGACGGAGCUGGAGGAAGAGCAACCAGAGGCAGGGAGCGAGCUGUGGGGGCAGCCUCCUUGGUCUCGACACCAGGCGAUCAGGGUCUGGUGAGGAGGCAUUCGAGGUACACGUGUCACCAGAGCAGCCAAUGGUGAAGCAUGGAGGAUCCCAGGUGAUUAACUGUAGUACCAACUGUACCAAACCAGAGAAUGGUGGUCUGGAGACCAGCCUAGACAAGAUUGUCCUUCAAGAUUCCCCGCAGUGGAAAUUGUUUAUGAUUUUCAAUGUCUCCCAGAAUUCAAGUAUGCGUUGCUUUUUCUGGUGCUCCAGGAAGCAGGGGUCCAAGAGUCUCAACGUCGGCCUGUACUACCCUCCAAAGCAAGUGCUGCUGAAGCUGCAGCCCACGCGGGUGGCCGUAGGGAGCCCGUUCACCAUCGAGUGCAGGGUGCCCUCCGUGGCGCCCCUCGAGGGCCUCACUGUCACCUUGCUCCGUGGCAGUGAGGUCUUGCACAGCCAGACCUUUGAGGGGACAGCACUUUCCCCUCAAGAGGCCAUGGUCACGUACAGCGCCGAGGCUCAGCUGGAAGACAGCUCCCACAACUUCUCCUGCCAGGCCAAGAUGGACCUGCGGUCUCGCGGUGUGAAGGUCGUUGACAGCGUCUCAGACUCCCAGGCGCUGGAGGUCUUUGAGCCUGUGCAAGACAACUGGAUGGUGAUCAUCGUGGUCGUGUCGGUGCUGCUCCUGUUUGUGACAUCCGUCCUGCUCUGCUUUGUCUUCGGCCAGCAGGGUAACCAGAGGCGGAGAGGUAUCUACAGGGUGCAGGCUGCUUGGAUGAGGCUGAGAGGGACCCACCCAGCACAGCCUGCCUGAGCGGCAUGGCCACUGGAACUGAGUGUGGCUCCUUAGGGUUGUGGUCCAGCCCUGGCUGAAGGACUGUGACAAGCAGCAGAGGACUUGGGGCCAUUUCUUUUCCUAGUCCGAACACACACCCCUGGACUUAACCCCAUGCCUCAGUCUCCUCCUGGGAAUGGCCAGGAAGGGGACCCACCAGGCCUUGCUGGACUUCUGUCUCCAAAUGUCUCGUCAGCCUCCCUCCACCCUCUCCUUCACAGGGGCCUUCCAGAGCCCCAGCGAGCCCAGGCCCUGGGCGCCUCCAUGCUGACCAGCCCAGGCACCGUUCACUCACCCUCAUCCGCCCUGAGUGACUCAUUCCUCCUGGGGGAGGGUGGGGGAGACGCAAUCUGGCCAGAGGAGCAGUGAGACACUGUUCCCCCAUGGCCCUCUGGAAACACAGGCGACUUCCCGUUGGAGCAGGACAUGGCUCUGACCUCUCCUUUCUCCCAACAGAGCCAGCUUACAGGGUAAGAGCAGGAGCCCCGAGGGUCUCCCCCAUCACUGGGCCUUCAGAGAGCCAUGGAUAACAUAAGCAGUCCUGUCCUCAUACUUCCCGCUCAUUAUUGGGCCAAACCGAGAUACUGCAGCCCUAGUCAUCCCAGAAGGAGGGGAGGGGAGGAGGUCGAAGGGGGUAUCUGGUUCUCAGGCCUUCCCUAGCCCAGGCAGCUGUCAGUGGGGCAGGACUGGGCGUUCAUGUGGCUUCCAGGACCUGGGCACUGCUCUAAGGGGCUCUCCCUCAGGAGCAGAGAUCUGGCUGGUUCAAGGUCUCCCUGGAGUGGAGAGGGGACUGAUUGACCUAAGGGAGAGGGCCUGGUGUUCGUUGAGGGAGUAAGAAGGGCUGUCAGGUGUGAGUGCAGGGUUGGCAAACGGAGUCUUCAGGGCUGUUUCCAGCCUCAUGAUGAAGCUGGCGUGGAUCCCAGGGCCACGGUGUGUCCUCACGGUAGGCUCUCGGCAUCAUAGUAGUCUAGGGGGAGACAGCACCCUCAUCUUGACUCCCUCCUGCUUCCAUGGACCCCAAGGAGGAAAAGGGAAGGGGACAGGUCAGUUGCCUGCCAGUGACACCUGAGUUCCUGCUACACACAGGGCACGUGGCCCUACUGGUCUUCUGAUCCACCCCUAGGCCUGGGCCCCGCUGCCCAUCCAUCUAGUACCUACCUGAAGCCGGGGGUACAUCUGCACCCACAGUCUCUGUGGCACUGGGGGGUGGAGGUGGGGGCACGGCUCGCCUGAGGUGGGUAAGAGAAAAGAAAGACCCUCCCAUCAGAGGCCCCAGGGUGGCCCCUGGAAUUUUACCCACAAGUAUCUCCACCCUCAGCCUCUGGCCACCUCUUCCAGCCCAGCCUCAGAGAAGGGCCCUGGCAGCUCCCAGACCCCGCCCCCCUCAACCUCACUUACAUCUGCCUUUUCCCAGAGGCAGGAGGACGGUGCUGAACCCUGGCUGUGUCCUGCAAGUGAGGCUGAUGGAGGGGAGAGGAAAUGAGAGGAGCUGGCCAGGGGAGCAGGGCUCCCAGAGCGGGCAUCGGGCAGGGCAGGUAGUGAUGGUGGAACACCAAAGGGCCUUCUUCCUGAGCCCUCAUCUCUUCCUCCUCCUCCUCCUCCUCCUCCCACUCCUCCUGUUGACCCUCCAGGUAGACCUGGGGAUUGUGCACAAAGGAAUGGGAGAUGAUACAGGAUGAGUCUCCACUCCUUGAAAUCACUUCCCGAGAUACACCACAGAAAACGGCUACUGUUCAUUGGGACUUUACUACUGGCAAGCAAGGCGCUUUGGAGACAGUUACUGUUUAUUUCGCAGGUGGGAAAACGGAGGCUCAGAGGUUAAGCAACUUUUCUAAGGUCACUCAGCUAAUAAGUGGCCAAGCAGGGACUGGAAGAAUCCAGGUAUGGCUCCAGAGCUGGGGCAGGGGGACCAGCAAGCUGCCCCUCGUCUCACCCUGUUAUGGAUUCUGGGUCCUAGGACUCUUUAAUCAACAGAAACGGAUAAGAGACUAGACAAGGAAUUCAGGCUGGGAAUUCACUGGGAACAACAAACAGGUGCCCUUGGUCGCUCCCCCAGGAGGCUGGGCUGGUUCCUUAGAUGGGGAGACGGUGGCGGCUGAUCGGUGGGUCUGGCUGCAGGGGUGGCCUAGGUGGUCUGCCCACCCCCUUGGUGGUGCUGUGUGCAGGGGUCAUGCGCAGUUCCCUGCUUUUGGUCUCUGCACCUCAGACGUGGCAGUUGAUCUGUGACCUUUUUGCAUCUUAUUGUUCAUCAUUGCCCCGAGCACGCGUGCGUGCACUUACUUAGUGCCCUUUGUAGUUUGUGCCUUUUAUAUCCUGUUGCUGGAGGAGACAUUUGUCUAGGUGCAAGCACUGCAGUAAAGGGUCCCAGGUCCCAGCCUAUGUCAACCCUCAGUCCCUGGACCCACCUAUGCCUCAUUGGUGACGGGGUGGCGCUCAUCCCAAGGGCCCUGUGAGGGCCUGGGGGUGAGGGCCCGCAGCAGCUUCUCAGGGUCUCCCUCAGCCUGGACUCCUCUGACCAGCCCCGCCUAGAAGCCUGCUCUACUCAAACUGAUAGGCAUCCUCCUUCCACCCAGCUGUCACUUCUCCAGACCUCUCAAGGUGCCCAGCACUGGUUGACCUCCUGACUCAGCCCCUGCCAGCCUGGAUGGUGGAGACACCCCUCACCUCUUCCAAGCAUCAGAAUCCUACCUGGCUUUCAAGGGCUGGUUCCAAGGCCACCUGCUCCUCCAAGGACCUUUUCCUCAUGCCCCAACCAGGUGGCACUCACACUUUGUGCCAAUCACAGUCAAAGUUGCCUUGUAUUCACAGUCAUUCAUGUAUUCAUUCACUUGUUCAGUAAAUAUCAGUUAAGCCCUAAAAGUAUCAGGCACCCUGCAGGCCCCAGUGCAAUGGUGCCUGCCCUCCUGGGCCUGCAAGCCAGUGGGGGCGUGCACUGCAGAGCAACCUUGAAAACAAAAUCUUCAAUGUCUGGAUUUUGGGGCCCUCCUACCGCCACCCCAUGGAGGCUGACACGGGGCCUUGCAGAUAACAGAUGCCAAAGAGACCCAGCGAGAUGGGUGUGGGCUGUCUCUGGCUCCUUUGUUGCCUGGUCCUUUUUCUCAAGAUCGGGGAACCCCAGAUGGCUCCUCAUCUCUGGACCUGCAGAUGGGCGGCCCGGUGGCCCACCCCCUACUCCCCCACCCCCAGCCCACGCACCUGAGGGCGGGGCCAGGCAGGCCAGGGGUCGAGGGCUGCUGCCACCUGGGCAGUCGGAAGCAGCUGGUGCAUGUGUGCAUUCUGCAGCAGCAUCAGCUCCAGCAGGCCUAGGGGACCGGAGUUCAGCAGGUCCAUGCCAGGCCUCCCUCUGCCCUUGCUCCGACCCUAGGGCCUUUUCCCCAGUGACCAGCCAGGGGCGCGGAAAGGGGCGUGCAGCAAGGACAGGCAGAGGUGGGUACAACGUGGAGAGAUCCCGGAGUCUCACCUUCCUUCACGCGGCUUGUCUGCGGGGAUGGAGGUGGGAUGGCCCACGGGAGGGGCUGCAGAAUGGUCACCCAGGGCUGGGGGGAGGGGGAGACUCAGUCAGGCUAGGUGGGGAAGGAAUGGGGACCACAGCCUCACGCUGAGUUGCCUCCCUAACCCCCCAGGAGCCGCAUUCUCCUUUUUCCCCCCAGAUGCCUACCAGCUCUCUUGUUAUCUUUUCCUCUCUGGCUGGGGUCGCUCUCCUCACCCACCCAAUAGGGCCCCACCCGAAGUUCAGACCCUCCCGAGACAGCUCCCCAACCCAGCAACCCCCACCCCUGGCCUCUUGGGUAAAGGCAGGCUCCACUCCCCCGCUCAGCCUUCACCGUCAGGGCUGCACUCUGGGCUGGGGGAUGACCCCAGCUCCCUCCAGUCCCUGAUUCCAUGACCAGCUGUGGUGGAUCAGGGUUACCUUGACGACGCUGGGCGACGCCAAAGUCUCCAUCGACGCAUGCGCAGGUCCGCCCAUGCUCCGGGCGCCUGUGGCUUUCACCUGAUAUCGCCGCCUCUCUCCCUUCUCUCUGUACCUCUGCGACCAAGGGUCCCCGAGGACCCUCACCCCCUACCCUCGGAGGCCCGUCUCUUUCCCGAUGUCCGCCUCCAAACCCCUGCGCCUGGGCUCCCUGUGUAUCGCGUCCCAUCCCUCGCUGUACCCCUUAUUCUUGCGCAUCCCUUGCAUGGGGACUCUAGUUGGUGUUAGUUGAGUGAGUGUGUGAGCGACUAGGGAGGCCCGCCCGAAGUCAGACACUCGGUUUUCUGGUCCUAGAGCCCAGCUGAUUAGGGAUAAUGACUUAAGCAGAUAUAGAGAAUUCUGUAGGAGCAGGCUUGGGUGCAAGGGGCAGGUGAAUGAGGAGGGCAGAGGAUCUGCCCCCUGUCACUCUGAAUCAGAGGGCUGUCCUAUGGGUCCAAUAGUGGUUUCUGGAGCAGACCAAGGAAGGAAACACCAACCAAGAUUGCAGCAAAGUCUGAGCCCUGGCCAGAAACAGGUGGCUGGCCCCUUGACUCCCUGCUUGUAACUGUUUGCUCCCUGGUUCCUGAUCAAGGGGAACCGCUUCUCCAAAGACGUGGAAAAGUCUGGGGAGUUUCACACCAGUGCCCACAGUGUCCCUCAUUCUCGAAAAAUUAUCAGAGCAUGCAUUCUUCUGACAGGAAGUUAUCAAGGUCUUUGCUUAAGAACAGGUGAAAGGAGAGAUCUGUUUCGGCAGCUGUGACCAUCCUAAGAUAGAGCCUGAGCAGCAGCCGAAGAAAAUCCUAACAGGAAGCUGGGAUCAGCACCCUUGAGUUGCUCUUCCCCCACCCCCCACUUCUGUUCAGCUCCCCUUCCCCGCAGUCCUGGUGUCCCACCUCCUCCUUUGUACCUUAGUCCCUGUCUCCAUGGGCCAGGGCCUGUGAGCAGCGCAUUAGCUGUCCCGGUGGGUGUGAUGGCUUCAACAGCAACACCAAGCUGAGAUCAGCCACACUGGUUCCAGCGUUGGUUGGCAAGUGAAAACAUAUCCAUGAAAGGAGAGCAAACAUACAAGUCUGUGCAAAAUCUCCUCUGAGGGAGAUGUACAGGAAGGGAUCACAAAAGAGAGCACUCAGUCACUGAAGGAUGGAGUUCCGAGGGCGGUGGGGACCCUCUCAGUGUGGGCAGCCUAUGCUGGGGACACAGCCUGGGCAAAGGCACAGAUGCAGGAAUGGUCAGGGCCUGUAAAGACCCAGUGGCUCGCACUGCCAGGCUGUGGAAGAGGAGCUGGGUAGAGGGCAGUCCCAGCGGCCCAGGCAGGCGUAGGUCAGACUCCAAAGCCAGUUUAUAGAAGCUAGGCUUUGCGGUGUGGGUAAUGGAGAGCUACGGGUGGGUUUUUAGCAGGAGAGACACAAGGGGACAACGUGUGCACAGCCAUGUUUUAGGAAGACUGAUCUCGUUCCUCACACCUUUCUGUCAACCAGAAUUAGAACAUAUGUCUGAUGGGGUUGUGUCCUCCCAGUAGAAGACUAUUCGUCAUUGCCAAUUUUAGUGAGGAAUACACCUAUUGAUGUGGAAUGAUGUCCAAGGCAGUUAAGCAAAACAAUCAGAAAGCAUAGUAAGAUCUAAUUUGUGUUUUAAAACACAAAUAUGCAUGUAUAUAUGCAUGUGCAUGUGUGUGUGUGUGUGUGUGUGUGUGUGUGUGUGUAGAGAAUGAAAGAGGGAAGGAGGAAGGGUGGUGGGGAGAGAGGCAGUUAUGGAGAAGCUGUAAGGGCCGCCCCAUCCAGCAGCCUACCAGCUUCUCCACUCCCUCACACUGCUUCCUGGGACCUCCUUCCAAAUAAACUACUUGCUUCCAAA
This is a messenger RNA of Camelus dromedarius (Arabian camel), 7208 nucleotides long. RefSeq names its product intercellular adhesion molecule 2. The record is from RefSeq and is a predicted model, not a curated record. NCBI's taxonomy places the organism in Eukaryota, Metazoa, Chordata, Mammalia, Artiodactyla, Camelidae. The coding region runs from base 662 to 1384 and encodes 240 amino acids. Gene Ontology annotation, biological process: cell-cell adhesion. Gene Ontology annotation, cellular component: plasma membrane. The transcript is spliced from 6 exons. Gene Ontology annotation, molecular function: integrin binding.